AUGGCCUCCAUCUCGGCUUCAGAUACAACGGCACAGCCCGAAAAGAAACUCUGGUACCGCGGCACCUUGUUCAAUGCCUGUAUCAUCGGUGGCGUGGGCUUCCUAGCCCCAGGCCUAUGGAACGCCAUGAACUCUCUAGGCGCAGGCGGUGCCCAGUCGCCGUUCUUGAUUAACGCGGCUAACGCCUUGGUCUUCGGUCUUAUGGGAUUCCUGUGUCUAUUCGGUGGCCCAAUUGCGAACCGCAUUGGUUUGAACUGGACUUUGAUGCUUGGUGCUGUGGGAUACCCGCUUUACUCGUAUGGAAACGUGUGGUUUGUCCUUCUAGGAUCUGUAUUCUGUGGUCUAUCUGCUGGUUUAUUCUGGGCGUCUGAGGGUGCCGUUGCUCUGGGAUAUCCUGAGCCAACCAAGAGAGGCCGUUAUAUGAAUAUCUGGCUGUGGUUCCGUACAGGCGGUCCGUUGCUGGGAGGUGCUAUUGUCCUGGGACUGAACCAUGACGGCGAUGCCCACAAAAAGGGCAAGGUGGGAUCAGAGACAUAUCUCAUUUUCGUCGCGCUCCAGUGUCUGGCUGUUCCUGUGGCGUACUGGCUCACACCACCGAGCAAGGUCCAGCGCAACGAUGGCAGCAAAGUCAAGAUUGUUCUGCAGGACUCCUGGCGCGACGAGAUGAAAGAGCUGUGGAAAGUCUGCAAGCGCAAAGAGAUUCUUUUGCUUUUGCCGGUCUUCUGGGCUGCGUACUUCAACCAGUACAGCGGAAACUUCAAAACAUACUACUUUGGUGUUCGUGCUCGUGCUUUGAUGGGCUUUGUCAGCUACUUCGCCAGUCUGCUGUCGUCGGCUAUAAUCAGCAGAUUCUUGGACUACCGUGGACUGUCAGUCAGAAACAGAAUCAAGUACAGUUUCUUCUACGUGAUCGUCGUGCACAUCGCUGCCUGGGUCUAUUGUUGGGUCAUCCAAGAAAAGUACACCAAGAACCCACCCAUGCUCGACUGGGCCGACAAAGGCUUCGUCGAAGGGUUCUUCGUCAUCCUGCUCUGGGGUAAGUUUGUUACCAGAAAUAUUGAUACAACACUGACCGCGACCAGAAUUCUCCCAGCAAUGUCUGCAAAACUUCCUCUACUACCUUCUCUCCACCAUGACCGACAACAUCUCCGAGCUCUCUCGACUUUCCGGUAUCCUCCGUGGCCAAGAGAGUUUCUCCCAAGCCGUGUCCUUCGGCAUCAACACCCGAGAGUGGAAAGGCGGAAGAGUCCCACUUGCCGUUAA
Messenger RNA from Penicillium salamii, 1263 nucleotides. The record is from the annotation of a GenBank genome assembly. NCBI's taxonomy places the organism in Eukaryota, Fungi, Ascomycota, Eurotiomycetes, Eurotiales, Aspergillaceae.